GCCCGCGAGCAAUAAUGCUUAAUGAAUGAAAGUUGACCGCACGGUAUUCUAUGAGUAUAAAACGUUACAUUAUAAUAGCAUAUGUAUAAGAAUGAUCUAUUACAGGGUACAGAGUUAGAUUGCCGGUUGGAAUUUGUUUAUUAUUUUAAUGAUAUUAUUAUUAACCGUGGUUAGUUAUUUUUGAUAAAUAUGGAAACUGAAAAUGUCGAAGAAGAAAUCGAUGGAUCAAUUCACAGUAUUCAUGUUCGAAAUUUUUUCUGCCAUGAUAAUUUAGAAAUUAAAUUUAACCGCAACGUAAACUUUAUCGUUGGACGCAAUGGCAGUGGAAAAAGUGCAUUAUUAACGGCUUUGGUGGUCGGUUUAGGAGCUAGAGCUUCUGUCACAGACAGGGGAAGCAAUCUUCACUCAUUUAUCAAGAAAGGGACAAACUCAGCAACAGUAGAAAUAAAACUCAGGAAUAGUAGCCCAAGAGCUUUUAAACAUGAUAUUUAUGGAGACUUCAUUACAAUUGUGAGAACACUUAAUGCUUCUGGUGGAUCCAGCUAUAAAGUGAAAUCAGCUUCAGGGGAGGUGAUUUCAACAAAGUUUGAUGAAGUAAAAACAGUUAUCUUAGCACAUGACAUUCAAGUGAACAAUCCAAUUUCUGUGUUAAAUCAGGAUACAGCUCGUACAUUUCACACCUGCGAUGCUAAGAAAAAAUAUGAGCUAUUUAGACAAGCUACAAACUUAGAACAGACAGAAAAAAAUUAUAAACAUGCUCUUGAGAACUGUACCAAGGCUGUUGAUAUUUGGAAUAGAAAAAAUGAGGCGGCCCAGGAGCUUAAAAACGAGUAUAACAAGUGGAAAAACAUACAUGAACAAAUGCAGUUCCGGGAUGAGAUUGAAGCUAAGAAAAAGGCUCUUCAAAAUGAGUACUACUGGAGUGAGAUAGCUGAAUUUGAACACGAGGUGAACACUAUACACACACAAUGUGAAAAGCAAAAACUUAAGGUUCAGCGAUUGAUGGACAGACUCAAAAAUAUGGAGCAAAGUUAUGGAACAAAUACCUCUGCUAUUGAUUCAUUAAAAAAAACCCUGGAAGAGUGUACUCAAAAGAAAUUAACUCUUGAACAAGAGUUACAGGAGUUGGAGAAUAAUUUACGGACUGAGCAGAGCUCUCAACGGAGUGCUCAACACACAGGGCAUAAAUUAAAUGAACUGUUAGCUCGUGAAAAGAGAAAGGUCGAUGACCUGGAGCGGGAGAUACACAAUAUAGAAUCCGGCAGUUGUGCCUCCCAACGCUCAGAACUAGAGGCAAGGGCAGAGAAGUGUCAAUCUGCAGAAACGGCGGCCCGAGCGCGUUAUGAGACGCAGCAGAACGAUACUGGGCAGUCAAGAAGCCACGCAGCGCAUGCGCAGCCCAAAGCCGACCGAGCGGAUGAACGUGUAAGGGCGCAGAGGAGUCGACUUGUUCAACUGAAACAACAACUCCGUGAACUAGAAUCUCGUGGGGAUGACUCACUGGCGGUGUACGGGGGGAAUAUGGUGGAGCUGUGUCAACUGGUUAAGGCCGCCGUCGCGAAGGGAGAGUUUAGUGCCCCACCGCGUGGGCCCGUUGGUAUAUAUUUAAAAGUAAAAGAUAAGAAGUGGGGUGGGGCCUUAGAGCAUAUAAUCAAGGGGUCUCUAAGAACGUUUUGCGUCAACACGCCAGAGGAUUCCAGGAAGUUGUUUGAAAUCAUGAGAAAGAUACGUUAUGGAAGGGAAGCGAAGCCGGGUGUAACCUGUAGCAAAUUCCUGAGCCAAGUGCACAAUGUUAGCAGACGUUCCGUGCGCGCGGGCAGCUUUACUUCGGCCUUGGAUGCGUUGGACGUAAAGGAUCCAAUCGUAGCCAAUUAUCUUAUUGACAAUAAAAGUCUGGAGAAAAUAUUGCUGGUGCCUGAUCAUGAGGACGCUAUGCGCCUGUCCGACACCCGCGAGAACGUUCCCGAGAAUUGUAUAAAGAUAGUGACAUUGGAUAGCACGGAAUAUAGGCCGGCGCCUAACUACCGUUGCUAUGGAGGCGCAGACCGACAACCCGUUUAUCUCCAGACAAGCACUGCUCAGAGGAAAGCACAAUUACAAGGGAACAUAAAAGAAGCAGAGCAAACAUUACGUUCCUACGAAGCAGACGCAAAAGAGUUAAACGAAGAAGCGUCGCGGGCGCGAGACAUUGAGCGAAAAGCGGCGCAAGCACUACAAGCGUUACUUGUCGAUUUGAGAAGAAAGGAGGAGGAAGCACGUCAAGCUACUGCAGCGCUUAAUCAGCAACAGGCACCGCACCACGCCGUUUUGGUCGAUGAACUGAAAAUCAGCAAAGAGAAAGUGUGUUCAUUGAGUGAUCAAGUAAAAAGUCAUAAUGGACAAGCACAAGAGUUAAAUGAUCGAGUAAAUGACAUUGAAGAGAAGAUAAGAAAUCUUCGGAAAAAGAGAGACAAAGUAGCCGGUCAGUGUAGGAAUUUCAGGGAAGAAAUCGAGCAAGAACACCUCAAAAUGGAGCAAGGUGUUAUAGAGAGGCAGACAUGCGAACAGAGAUUAAGUGAGGACCAAAGCAAGUUGCAGCAAGUGGAAGUCAUUUUGGCAGAGAAGAAAGAAGUCGCUGAUAAGAAAGUGCAAGAGGCUCUUAAGUUGUGUCCCAGAGUGGAGAAUCCCAGGGAGCGAGCCGAAGUAACAAGCGAGUUAAAGAAGACUCAAAUGAAGCUAAGUUCACUCUCGUCGUCGGGUAUGGAUCGGGCGCAAGUCGCGGAGAAGCUGUUACAGGUGGGACGGAGUUAUAAACGCACGCAAGAUGUGUUGCAGAGGCUGAAUGCGUUGAUACGAGAUAUAAAGACAACUUCCAAUAAACAUUUGGAGUUUUGUCACAAAGUGCAAACAUUCAUUGCUCGCCGAGUGCAGUACCACUUUCAAGUUAUACUCUCAUUACGGAAUUACUCGGGCAAAAUGACCAUAGACUUGGCUACGGGUAGACUAGACAUGGAAUGCAAGAGAGUAGAGGAAAGUGAAAAGGAACACGCGACAUCUACCGCAUCGCUGUCGGGUGGCGAACGAUCAUACGCCACUGUGGCGUUUAUGCUCGCUCUGUGGGAUUGUGUCGAGCUGCCUUUUUAUAUUAUGGACGAGUUUGAUGUUUUUAUGGAUAAUAUAAAUCGCAAAACAACAAUAGAGUUGCUGUUAGAACACGCACGGAUCAACAAGAAUCGUCAGUUUGUAUUCCUAACGCCUCAAGACGCAUCCUCAGUGACGGCUGGACCAAAUGUCACCAUACACGUGAUGGCAAACCCAAGAGACUAGUCUUCGUCCAAGUGGAGUAUGUAUUUUUGAUACAAUUGUAUACCUCUUAGAUAAUAAUUAUGUAUAUAUAUUUUGUAAUGUAUGUUAAAAUUACCUCAAUUUGUAUGACAUGGUUAAAUAUAGAAAAAAAUAAGAUAUUUUUGAAAUUUGAAUAAAAAGCCUUCGUCAUAAACACCAUUUAUUGAAUAGAAUUUGCCAUGGUAGUGGACUGCAUAUUGCAGUAUGCGUCCACUCUGAGAUCACACACGCUCAAAGCGUUAAACGAAGCGGCCAUAACAAUCAAAAUUUAUAUUUUUAUAAUGGUAUUUACUGCGAAUUAUCAAAAUGAUAAUUUACAAGCAGUUUAUCGAAUAUAGAGCCAUAUAAUUCAAAUGUCUGAGAUUAACUUAAAUCCCGCGUUAUGUCCAUGCCGUAACCCGAUUGUAGAACAAGAAUUAUUCAUAAAUAACAACAUCACCGGCGCCUCGUAACUAUUUUAUCAUAAACACUGAACAUACCGUUUAUGCUAUAAAAACUAUGAAAUUCUACACUCGAGCUCUCAAGAUUCUAUAAAAAUAACACCAAAUUAACGUUACAAUUCGUCUAAUUCUCGGGAAAAGACGGUGGCCGAGUCACGCUUUAAUAAUCAAAUAUAAAAUAACUUAACCUAUGUCUGUUAUAUAUUAACAUCUAGUCUUACGAGGCGAACUCGCCUGUGAUAAGCGUAAUUAUUGGACUUAAACUAAUAUGCGAGUUCUAUCGGUGGCGCGUUCGCUAGUCUAAGGUACUCUAUCUUGGUUGGGGCUGAAGUGCUAAGUGUUUUAAAAUGAUGAGGACUGGCUUCAAAAAGAAUUUCUUUCUGAAUUCAUAAUCUAAAUGAAGAAAGCAUUGCAAUGAAAUAAAAUUCAUUUGUAUGCAGUUCCGAGAUUCCUUUAUUCAGAUUAUCAAUUUGAAAGUAAUUCCGACUUUUUAAGGCUAGCCUUUAGAACUUUUCAAA
This is a messenger RNA of Pieris brassicae (large cabbage white), 4282 nucleotides long. RefSeq names its product structural maintenance of chromosomes protein 6 (gene SMC6). Bases 190 to 3306 code for a protein of 1038 amino acids. The record is from RefSeq and is a predicted model, not a curated record. Gene Ontology annotation, biological process: chromosome organization; double-strand break repair via homologous recombination. NCBI's taxonomy places the organism in Eukaryota, Metazoa, Arthropoda, Insecta, Lepidoptera, Pieridae. The transcript has 18 exons. Gene Ontology annotation, cellular component: nucleus; chromosome; Smc5-Smc6 complex. Gene Ontology annotation, molecular function: ATP binding; protein binding; single-stranded DNA binding.